Messenger RNA from Ananas comosus (pineapple), 3607 nucleotides. RefSeq lists its product as uncharacterized. Gene Ontology annotation, molecular function: protein dimerization activity; DNA binding. Bases 1453 to 3492 code for a protein of 679 amino acids. Lineage: Eukaryota; Viridiplantae; Streptophyta; Magnoliopsida; Poales; Bromeliaceae. The record is from RefSeq and is a predicted model, not a curated record. The transcript has 3 exons.
UCCUUGCUAUGAUUUUAUGCGGAAGAAGUAGUCUAUGCGUAGUAACUACCUAGGUUUGUUGCUUAUUGGGGGAUCUCUAGACUUUUGCUUCUUAUAGUAGUAUUUUAUUCUUGUUUCAAACCCAAAUUUUCAGUUAGUUUCGGUACAUGUAAGAGAUCUCUCAUUGUCCCUUAUAACGGAAAGUUCUUACAUGUACAAACAACUAUGUAGACUUCUAAGUUCUAACUCAGUGGAAAAAAAGUUGUGGUUUAAAAUAACUUUGUCGCUUAGAUGGAUGAUAUUGUGAUUGUUAGUAGAUCUUCAUUCUAAAAGAUUUUGGAGUGAAACUGUACUUCUUUGGUUCACACAGGGACACAGGCGUCAAUUGUACGAAGUUAGAGUAUGUGUUUGGAAAACACCCAUGGAUUUAGCUUCCUAAUUUCUUGUCUAUUAAAUUGCGUAGAGUAUAUGAUACUUAUAUUAGAAUCCCCUUCAAGCUCUAAACAGUGAGGUAGUGAAUUGCUGUUUUGAUGUGCAAAGGUUUCUCUGUAGGAAAUUUCAUAUACCUUCGCAUCAGGCCGGUAGCCCAAGGUUUCAUGAUCUAGUACAGGACAAAAAAAAAAAAGAAGCAAUACCUGUGUGAGAAAAGAUCUCAUGUGGCUGAAAAUUUAUUUCGAAGAGAUAAGUUUUAAGCGACAACUAAGAAUGUUCAAUGCUAAUUAAACUGCAAGCCUUUUGUGCCAUUGUGCUUCCUUGCCAAGAAAAAGGUUGAUGAGUGCUGGUUUUUCCAAAACGAUGGAUGGUAAUCAACCAGCGUCCUUAUUUGGGGACAGAUUUUCCACAUCAAUAGUUUUAGAGCUCCAUUUUGUCGUUAUGUACUGUAGAUUCUUUCUAAACGCUCCUUAUAACCACUCUUAAAGAUGAGCUAUCUCCUCUUAAGUGUUCUAGUAUCAAUUUAUUGUUCUGAACUGGUCGUGGUGGUAUUUGUGAGGAUAUAGAAAGUCCUUUUCUGAUUCUACUGCUGGAAACAUUUAUAGCUCUCAUCCUGCACGGCAAACCCCCAUAGCAGCCUCACUAAAAGCUCUAUUUUCUUUCUCCUUGUUUAUAUAGAUCCAAGUAUCUAUUAACUUUGAUCGUAAAUGCUAUUUCCUAUUGGAUUAUUGCUGAAUCCUGUCUACAAAUUGGAUACUAUCAUGAUCUAAAAGAAAGAGGGGCUUCCGCUUGUUAAUUUUUCAUUUCUUCAUAUCUUCAUUUCAUUGUUUUUUUUCUUUUUCUCAUUCUUUUGUUUUUUUGCAUCUCGAUAAUUGUCGGAUUUCUAGAUCCUUACCGCCCAAGGACUCAUUUUGCUGAAAAAAUGGAAAGCAUCUUUGAGGCAUGAACUGAAUGACAGGAAUAAAGCUUGCUGAUCUUUCGAAAUUUGUGGGUUUUGGGUUUCCCAAAUCACUGCAUCUAAUUCGAUGAAAAUGCAGGAGAAUGGUGAGAGGACGAGAUGCUUGCUGGGAACACUGUGUCUUGGUUGAUGCCACCAGACAGAAAGUUAGAUGUAAUUAUUGUAAUCGCGAGUUUAGUGGAGGGGUAUAUAGGAUGAAAUUCCAUCUGGCUCAGAUCAAGAACAAAGACAUAGUGCCUUGCCCCGAAGUUCCAGAGGAUGUAAGAGAUUUAAUCUUCAGCAUCUUAAGCACUCCCAAAAAGCAGAAAGCUCUCAAGAAGACAAAAAUCGAUCAGGUGCUUAAUGGCCCCCAGAAUAGCUCCUCAGCCAGCAGUGGUUUUAACAAUGAUAAUAACAAUGCAGGGUCCAGUGGACAACAUGGAAGCACUUGCCCUUCUUUGCUUCUACCCCGCCCUUCACCAAGCGCGCAACCAUCUGUAGAUGACGCCCAAAAGCAGAAGCAUAAUGAUGCCGAUAAAAAAAUCGCUCUUUUCUUCUUUCACAAUUCCAUUUCUUUUGCCGCUUCUAAAUCUAGCCAUUACCAAGCCAUGGUCGAUGCGAUUGCUGAAUGUGGGCCCGGCUAUAAAGCACCAAGUUUCGAAGUGUUGAGAUCGACCCUUUUGGAAAAAGUCAAAGGGGAAGUCAAUGAUAAUUAUCGAAAGCUUAGAGAAGAUUGGAAAGGGACAGGGUGUACCAUUUUGACUGAUAGUUGGUCGGAUGGGAGAUCAAAGUCACUUUUAGUUUUCUCAGUUGCGUCGCCUAGAGGGACACAUUUUUUAAAGCUAGUUGAUGUGUCAUCCCAUGCAGAUGAUGCUUGUUAUCUAUAUGAGCUGCUCGAUUCCAUUAUACUCGAAGUUGGGGCAGAAAAUGUUGUUCAAAUCAUUACAGAUUGCAGAAUGAGUAAUGCUUGUGUCGGAACUCUGCUUUUAAAGAAGUACCCCUCUUUAUUUUGGUCUCCAUGUGCUUCAUAUAUGGUAGAGAAGAUAUUAGAGGAUAUUAGUAAGUUGGAGUGGGCGAACUUAGUCCUUGAAGAGUCUAAUACAAUUGCUAGGUAUAUCUACAGCCACCCGUGGAUAUCAAACAUGAUGAGGAAGUUUGCUGGACGAAGCGAACUUAUUCGGACUAAAAUGGCCAGAUUUUUGACACACUUCCUUACCCUAAGGUCCAUUGUCUUACAAGAAGGUAAUUUGAAGCACAUGUUCUCUCAUGCUGAUUGGUUGUCAUCUACGUACAGCCGAAGACCCGAGGCCCAAGAAAUUAAGUCAUUGUUAUUUUCAGAGAGGUUUUGGAAAUCGGCACAUGAAGCUGUUAGGGUUUCUGAGCCGCUUCUGAAAAUUUUGAGAGUGGUGGAUGGCGAUAUGCCUGCAAUGGGAUACAUAUAUGAGGGCAUAGAAAGGGCGAAAGUGGCAAUUAAGUUACUUUAUAAAGGGUGUGAAGAGAAAUGUAUUCCAAUCUUAGAUAUCAUUGAUGGUAGAUGGAGUUCGCCGUUUCAUCAUCUACAUGCAGCUGCAGCUUUCCUCAACCCUUCGAUCUUCUAUAGUCCGGAUUUUAAGUUCGAUGCGAACAUGAGAAAUAGCUUUCAUGCAGCUAUGUGGAAAAUGUUUCCCGAGGAGAAAGAUAAGAUUGAACUUACGAAGGAACAGCCUCUGUAUUUAAAUGCACAAGGCGCCUUAAGGAGUGAGUUCGCUAUUUUGGGAAGGAGACUGAAUGCACCUGGUGACUGGUGGGCUGCAUAUGGUUAUGAAAUUCCCAUUUUACAGAGGGCAGCGAUGCGUAUUCUUAGUCAACCAUGUAGUUCAUAUUGGUUCAAAUGGAACUGGGAAACCUUCGACAACGUAAUUACGAAGAAACAUAGUAGGAUGGAACUGGAAAAGCUAACCGAUUUACUUUAUGUGCAUUGCAAUCUCCGGUUACAGGCGAUCGGUCAAAAUAGAGCAGGCAAAUGUAAACCAGUUGUAUACGAUGAAAUCGAUGUAAGUUGUGAAUGGCCCUCAGAAUUAGAAUCUUCAUCGCUAAUUUUAGAUGAUUCUUGGUUGGAUAAUUUUCCUAUUGAAUGCAGAGGUAGCCCUUCAUCUUAUGAAUAAUUUAUGAAACAAGCAUAACAGUAAGCAAGAAGAACUUAGAAGCCUUGUAUAUGAGAAUUAAACAUCGCGAUUAUUAUUACUAAUCUAUAGAAAUCAUAAAUUUAUUAGCUGUUCA